This is a messenger RNA of Morchella sextelata, 1890 nucleotides long. RefSeq lists its product as uncharacterized. Gene Ontology annotation, cellular component: plasma membrane. Gene Ontology annotation, biological process: cellular response to pH. The record is from RefSeq and is a predicted model, not a curated record. The coding region runs from base 1 to 1890 and encodes 629 amino acids. Lineage: Eukaryota; Fungi; Ascomycota; Pezizomycetes; Pezizales; Morchellaceae. The transcript has a single exon.
AUGUACCCAGGCUAUACAAUUAAUCUUUCUCCCGAGUCCACCCUCACGCUCUCCGAUAGCGCCAUAGCCACCCCUGAAUGCUGGACCAGUACACCAACGCCCACCGGGACAGCGUCGGCGAUGCCUGAACUCGACGGUGGUGCCAGCUCAGAAGAUCUUGCAGCGAGUGACCUAAGAGACCCUUUUUAUGCCAGUACAAUCCCAAUGGCAUAUUCAAUAUCUGCUACUACAACACUAGCAUAUGUCCUCCUAUUCCUCCUGUUUCUCCCUAACCCGCCCAACUCACGACCAUGGCUCCAAAAGGUAGCCACUCUCACCGUGGUAGUAUGCCUCACCAUUGCCUUUGCAGAAACCACAACAGUGCUUGAAGAGGAGUACAAACUCGUCGGCUCAUCCCUCUACUCCCUCACCAACGAAGCACGUGAAGUCCGGCGUCGCGUCGUUGGCGGGACCGUUAUCAGAAUCGGCCGCAUCAUCUCGGACCUCUUCCUCUGGCUCGCCCAAGUACAAACACUAAUCCGCCUCUUCCCCCGGGAACGUGAAAAGGUGAUCAUCAAAUGGGCAGGCUUCUGCCUCAUCCUCCUCGACACGAUUUUCAGCAUUCUACAGACCUUUGUUUCGCCGCUCGCAACAAACCCCGACAGCUUCCUGGACGCAAUACCGGCACUAUCAUACCUCUUCCAGAUCGCGCUAUCUCUCCUGUACGCCUCGUGCGUGAUGUACUACUCCUUCGCCAAGCGUAAAUACUCAUACCUGUACCCGCACUCCUUCUUCAAGCCCGCACCACCGGGCUCAAAGCAGUACGGCGGCCGCAGCAUCGUCCUCGUUGCAAUCCUUAGUAUCGCAAGUGUCCUCACCCCAAUCGUCUUCUUCGUGCUCGACAUCGCACAAAAGGAUCUCGCCGGCUGGGGCGACUACAUCCGCUGGGUCGGUGCCGCCUCCGCAUCCGCCGUUGUCUGGGAGUGGGUAGACCGCAUCGAAGGUCUUGAGCGCGAGGAAUGCAAAGGCGGAGUCCUAGGACGCGAGGUCUUCGACGAAGACGAAGAUGAAGACGACGGCUUCACCAACGCUACAAGGCGACGAAGAACCCGGCGAAGAAGCGGGGACGACGACAACGGCGGCGGGGGAGGCGGCGGCGCAAACGGCAUUCCGCUCAGUAGGGCCACCACCGUCACGAGCGCCAGCACGUCGUAUGCCGUCAAUGUGAGGCGGGUCGACACCGCAGACACGUUCAUCGGGCGCUUUGGGACACCUAGUAGCAGCGGCGGUGGGGGCGGCGGCGCCGGAAGUGUCAGCGGAGUAGGCGGCGGGCUCGGCCGCGGCCGCGGAACACCCGGCACCGUCCGCAGUGCCAGCACCGUCAGUGGGCGGCACGCCACCCCCGCAAUCUCCGAAGAAGUCGCCGCAAGCGCCGCAGCCGACGCCUUAUCACCGCCGCUACCACUGCUAACACUAUCAAGAAGACCAGAAACUGCGUCAGCAGAAGAGACCCCCGCCCCGGUGGUCGAGGAUAGAGAAGAGGGUUGGGAGGAUCAUAGACGCAGUCCUAGUCCGCCAUUCACAACUACUGCAACAACUACGCACAGCAACCUUCACCCUCCGACUCCGCCGGCACCGUCACAGUCUACAGAAACGCUCUGGCCGUGGCGGAAAUGGCGGCAGGAGACGACGGCGUCACCGUCGAUGCCUGCGCCCUCUGCAGCGUCGCUCCCAGUAACGAUUAUUCCUGCCCCUCCUCGUGGGGCCCGAGGAUCUUGGGGAGCGGUGGAGAGAGCACGGGCAAUGGCGGAGGCGGAGGCAGGGAUUGCGGAGCGGGAUGGCAGUAGGGUCGAGUUGCCGCCUAGUAGUAGUGGUAAUGAGACUGUAGUUCGGGACUGGGGCGGUGGAUAA